GCAGCGCACGUCUGCCUCUGUCUCUAUAUAAACAAGUCACUACGACUUACACACCCUCGCCGAACGUGACGUGACUGCGGGCCCUUCUUCACCCUUUUCUCACAGGUCACAGCGUCCACCGUAACUAUUAAAACUCUGUUUCUUAUCUCUACUUAGGGUUUCUAAUUUCUACUCAAUUCCGUUUCCUUUCUUCUCCAUUUCUAGGGUUUGGGUUAGGGUUUAAGCUUUCUUUUCUUCUCUUCAAAUCCAUUAAUGGCGACAACUCCUACGACUGCAACUUCAGCUCCUGUGACGACAGUUAAGAGAAAGCCUGUGUUCAUAAAGGUUAACCAGCUUAAACCUGGAACUUCCGGUCAUACGUUGACGGUCAAAGUUGUCAGCGCUAAAACUGUUUUAAAUAAAGGGAGAUCGGCGCCUUAUGCUUCUCUGAACCCUCGUCCUACUCGCAUCGCUGAAUGUGUCAUUGGUGAUGAGACUGGCACCAUCAUCUUCACUGCUCGUAAUGAACAAAUUGACCUCAUGAAGCCUGAGACUACCGUGAUCUUACGUAAUGCCAAAAUCGACAUGUUCAAGGGUUCUAUGAGGUUAGCAGUUGACAAAUGGGGUCGUGUAGAGGUCACUGAGCCUGCUAGCUUUCAGGUUAAGGAAGAUAACAAUCUUUCCUUGGUGGAAUACGAGUUGGUGAAUGUUGCUGAUGAAUGAAAGGAAUAAAUUAGGUUGAUAGCACGAAAUGCGUUUAUUUAAGAAGCAUGCCUUUUGUGUAUUCAUCACUCUUUUGGAGAUUCAACUGUGAAUUAAAGUUACAUUGUUUUGCAGCUUACUUGAGUUUAAACUGCAAAUCAUCAUUAAGGAAGCAUGCCUUUUGUGUAUUCAUCACUCUU
Molecule: messenger RNA, 881 nt
Organism: Amaranthus tricolor (Joseph's coat)
Lineage: Eukaryota; Viridiplantae; Streptophyta; Magnoliopsida; Caryophyllales; Amaranthaceae
Exons: 2
Coding region: 253-702 (149 amino acids)
Source: RefSeq, a predicted model, not a curated record